This is a messenger RNA of Loxodonta africana (African savanna elephant), 2291 nucleotides long. RefSeq names its product ubiquitin conjugating enzyme E2 G2 (gene UBE2G2). The record is from RefSeq and is a predicted model, not a curated record. Gene Ontology annotation, cellular component: cytosol; endoplasmic reticulum. The transcript has 6 exons. The coding region runs from base 80 to 676 and encodes 198 amino acids. NCBI's taxonomy places the organism in Eukaryota, Metazoa, Chordata, Mammalia, Proboscidea, Elephantidae.
GGAAGCAGCCGCCGGCAUCGGGGCGGGAGGGACGGGCCCUUAUGAGGCGAGGCCGCAGGGAGCUGCUGUUGCCCGGACGAUGGCGGGGACGGCGCUCAAGAGGCUGAUGGCCGAGUACAAACAAUUAACACUGAAUCCUCCGGAAGGAAUUGUGGCAGGCCCCAUGAAUGAAGAGAAUUUUUUUGAAUGGGAGGCUUUGAUCAUGGGCCCAGAAGAUACCUGUUUUGAGUUUGGUGUUUUUCCUGCCAUCCUGAGUUUUCCACUUGAUUAUCCCUUAAGUCCUCCAAAGAUGAGAUUUACCUGUGAGAUGUUUCAUCCAAACAUCUACCCUGAUGGAAGGGUCUGCAUCUCCAUCCUGCAUGCCCCCGGAGACGACCCCAUGGGCUAUGAGAGCAGCGCUGAGAGGUGGAGCCCCGUGCAAAGUGUGGAGAAGAUCCUGCUGUCAGUGAGCCCAAUGAUGAGAGUGGCGCCAACGUGGAUGCUUCCAAAAUGUGGCGGGACGAUCGAGAACAGUUUUAUAAGAUCGCCAAGCAGAUCGUACAGAAGUCUCUGGGGCUCUGAGCCCUACAGGACACGCAGGCACACAGCCAGGGCGCCCCGCGUGUGUGCAGACACCACCACCAGACAGGCUUCGUGUUUCUCCUCCGGGACAUCGGUGACAGUGACACUGUGCUAGCACCAAAAAGGACAAAGCUGUAGAAUCACAGCAUCUGUUUUAUUUCCCACUUCUUUCGCCCCAGAUAGGCUUAUCUUCGAUUGUGAUUUAUGUAGAAUAAUGACAACUUACUGCCACUGCAAAGUAUUCCUCUCCAAGGUGGUGCAGGCCGGUGGUCAGAGCUGUCAGCACUACCUCUCCUAACCAAGCGCCGCUGAUCCCCGCAGCUGAUGACCCCUCAGAGCGUGGGCUCCUGGAGCCCCCUCCCUCGCCAAUGUCGAGGGCUCCGUGCCAAACUCUCAGUGGUUAGAGUCUGUAAUGCUCCUUGCAAAGAAAUGGCCCUUGUAGGGAGGGGCCAGGCGGCUCUAGGCAGGCGGCGUCUGCCUCUCUGUGCCACACAAGGAGCACAGCGUUGUUUCAUUACUUCAUAUCUUAGAAGCAGCUGCUUUUCUGAUCAUCUUGGUAAAUCAUUUUCAUUUGUUAUGAAACCAUCACACAGAAAUACUUUCAGGAAAUGAGCACUUUUUAAAAAUCUGUAUUAAUGAAAAAUGGGGUACAUGGAAGAAAAGUUCACUGCUGGGCAUAAGGACCAGCGGUUCUUUUCUGACCCGUUUAUGAAACAUGUAUGCUUAUGUCUCGGCUUCCAGGGGGUUCCUAGGGCAGGCGCAGGUGGGAUGCAGGACUCCAGUAACCAUCUCUUCUGGGUCGACAGGAGCUUUUCUUCUCCAGUCUAAACACUGGGCAGUUGUGAGGUUUGCACGUUGUGGUUGCACCAGAAGCUGUAACGAUGGGAACAACAUCAUUCUCCAGCCCUCAGGUAGCAGGGGCUGUGCUAUCCGGGUGGAGCACGGCGGUAGGCCUUACCGUGACUGCGGUUGUGGAAGGUGGUCCCAGGGUCCCAGCCCAGGGGGUAGUGCACUGGCUGUCAUUCCUGGUGUGGAUGGGGCCUGGCACUCAGAGCUCCCAGCAUCCUCAGUGCCCGGGGCCACACUCAGCAAUAACGGUCUGUUGCCUGCAGGACCACGUGCCUGACCUGCCGCACAGGCUGCGUACAAUAGGAACUCUUAUUUUUGAAAUAAGGUGUGUUCUACAAGAUACACGGUAGAUUUCACUUUACCCUUCCCUUCCCUCCCAAGGUGCACCCAGUGGCAGUGGUCUGUUUUCCUGAGACCACCCACCCAGUUUCAUGGCGUUAACACUUACUGCCUGAAAGGGCCUCCAGUUGGGCUUGUGUGGAAACCAGAUUGUUGCCUUCUCAGAAGGGACUUGUUUAAAAUUUGAAGUUGAGUACAAUAUUUAGAAGAGGUGGGGGAAGGAGAGGCAUUGUUCCUAAAUAGUGUUUGCAGAAAUGUGAGGCAAGGUGUGGUGGGCUGCUCAUGACGAGGGCCGCAGUGGUUGUGCUGGAGGAGCAGGUGUGGAAGUGGGAGCCACGUCAGGGGUGGGCCUCCACAGGGUGCCCGCCAGGCUUCUGGUCAAUCGGGACAGGAGAGCCGCAGCCUCCUUGCAAAGCAAAGUAUUUUUGUUCGUUUGUAUUUAUUAACUGGAGGGAAAAAAAAAAUCCAAAUCCCAUGAGAUCCUUAUUCUGUGGUGGAAUUUCAUUACAAUGUUAAAAAUAAAGCUAUCUAUUUUCCCCCUA